Messenger RNA from Drosophila grimshawi, 1576 nucleotides. Its product is annotated as polycomb protein esc. The coding region runs from base 148 to 1425 and encodes 425 amino acids. Gene Ontology annotation, cellular component: ESC/E(Z) complex. Lineage: Eukaryota; Metazoa; Arthropoda; Insecta; Diptera; Drosophilidae. Gene Ontology annotation, biological process: negative regulation of transcription by RNA polymerase II. Gene Ontology annotation, molecular function: nucleosome binding; protein binding. The transcript is spliced from 4 exons. The record is from RefSeq and is a predicted model, not a curated record.
AACGCUGCGCGUGUCUCUUGCCGCCAAAAGUGAAGAAAAACAACAUAUUUGUUGUGCUUAAAUUGUUUAUUUUUUUGUACAUAAUAUAGUUUAUUUUAUUUGCAACACAUUGUGUGCGCUGAGCAGCUGUGCAGUGUUGAAGUGAGCAUGAGCAGCGAUAAAGUGAAAAACAGCAACGAACCCGAUGACUCGGACGAAUCGUGCGACGACGAAUCGGCCAGUUUUACAACGAAUAGCACCACAUCGCGCAGCAAGUCGCCGGCGUCGAGCACGCGUAGCAAGCGACGCGGCCGCCGCAACACCAAAUCAAAGAGAAAAACCGGCGCCGCCUACAAAUACGACACACAUGUCAAGGAGAAUCAUGGUGCGAACAUAUUUGGCGUGGCAUUCAACACGCUGCUGGGCAAGGACGAGCCGCAGGUGUUUGCCACAGCGGGCAGCAAUCGUUGCACCGUCUACGAGUGUCCACGCAAGGGCGGCCUCACACUCCUCCACUGCUACGCCGAUCCGGAUCCGGAUGAGGUUUUCUACACCUGCGCCUGGUCCUAUGAUCUGAAGACAUCGGCGCCACUGCUGGCUGCGGCCGGUUAUCGGGGCGUCAUCCGCGUCAUUGACAUCGAACAGAACGAGGCAGUGGGCAACUAUAUUGGUCAUGGCCAGGCCAUCAACGAGCUCAAGUUCCAUCCGCACAAACUGCAACUGCUACUCUCCGGCAGCAAGGAUCAUGCCAUUCGGCUGUGGAACAUACAGACGCAUGUCUGCAUCGCAAUAUUUGGCGGCGUCGAGGGUCAUCGGGAUGAGGUGCUGUCCAUUGAUUUUAAUAUGCGCGGCGAUCGCAUUGUCAGCAGCGGCAUGGAUCAUUCCCUGAAACUGUGGUGCCUCAAUACGCCGGAGUUUCAGCACAAGAUCGAGCUGUCGCACACGUUUAGCCAGGAGAAAUCUACACUGCCGUUUCCCACAAUUACCAAACACUUUCCAGACUUCUCGACGCGCGACAUCCAUCGCAACUAUGUGGACUGUGUGCAAUGGUUUGGCAACUUUGUCCUGUCCAAGUCCUGCGAGAAUGCCAUCGUCUGCUGGAAGCCCGGCCAGCUGCAUCAGAGCUUUGAACAGCUCAAACCGAGUGACUCCUCCUGCACCAUCAUCGCCGAGUUCGAGUACGAUGAGUGUGAGAUUUGGUUUGUGCGCUUCGGUUUCAAUCCGUGGCAAAAAGUCAUCGCACUAGGCAAUCAGCAGGGCAAAGUGUACGUCUGGGAGAUGGAUCCCAGUGAUCCGGAGGGCGCACACAUGACCACGUUGCACAAUUUGCGCAGUGUGGCGACCGUGCGGCAAAUUGCCUUCUCGCGGGAUGCCAGCGUCUUGGUAUAUGUAUGCGAUGAUGCCACUGUUUGGCGCUGGAAUCGGCGUCAGGCAGCCGCUCUUUAAAAUAGCACAAAAAAAAAAUACAAAAUAAAACAAACCACAACCAAAUCUCACGUGGCCAAAAUCGCAGCACAACAUGGAUUUCUCUGCGCCUAGUUCCUAGUUGUUAGUCAUUAGUCAUUUGCCUCAAUUAAAUCUAUUUUCAUAUAUUUUA